Molecule: messenger RNA, 1343 nt
Organism: Acanthopagrus latus (yellowfin seabream)
Lineage: Eukaryota; Metazoa; Chordata; Actinopteri; Spariformes; Sparidae
Product: aldo-keto reductase family 1 member B1-like
Exons: 10
Coding region: 136-1086 (316 amino acids)
Cellular component (GO): cytosol
Molecular function (GO): aldose reductase (NADPH) activity
Source: RefSeq, a predicted model, not a curated record
UGUAGGCUUGUAAACCCCACCUCUCUCAAAGGACUUUGAACAGCCUGCCUCUGUCUGUGAGGGCUGUGCGGUUCAAGUCUGCUCGUGUGAUCGGCUGCUUGGUGAUCGAUCUGGCGAACAGGCAGAAACUCCAGCAUGAUACCUUCAGUUACACUCAGCAAUGGAGCAAAGAUGCCUAUUGUAGGUCUGGGAACGUGGAGGGCAGGUGAAGGAAAGGUAACUGAGGCUGUGAAGGUUGCAAUAAGCGCUGGCUACAGGCACAUCGACGGCGCGUACGUGUACGAGAAUGAACAAGAGGUCGGGGCAGGAAUUCGUGCAAUGGUUGACCAAGGAGUGGUGAAGAGGGAUGACCUAUUCAUUGUCAGUAAGCUAUGGUGCACCUUCCACAUCCCAUCCCUGGUGAGGGGAGCCUGCGAGAAGACAUUAAAUGACCUAAAACUCGACUAUUUGGACCUUUACCUCAUGCAUUUCCCCAUGGGAGCCAAGCCUGGAGAUAAUUUUUUUCCUGCUGAUGAGAACAACAUGUUGAUUUCUGAUGGCAGCAACUUCCUGGACACUUGGGAGGCUAUGGAGGAGCUGGUGGAUGACGGCUUGGUCAAGGCCAUCGGUGUCUCCAACUUCAACAAAGACCAGAUUGAAGCCAUCCUCAACAAGCCAGGCCUCAAGCACAAGCCCGUCACCAACCAGAUCGAGUGCCACCCUUACCUGACCCAGGAGAAGCUGAUCAACUACUGCCACUCAAAGGGCAUCUCGGUGACAGCUUACAGCCCGCUGGGCUCCCCAGACAGACCCUGGGCUUCAAUUGAUGAACCGUCUUUACUGGAGGAACCGAAGAUCAAGGCCAUUGCUACCAAGUACAACAAGACAUCAGCACAGGUUCUCAUCAGGUUCCACAUCCAGAGGAAUGUAAUUGUCGUUGCCAAGUCGGCAACACCUCAUCGAAUCAGGGAAAACUUCCAGGUGUUUGACUUUGAGUUGAGUGAAGCCGACAUGAAGACCCUGCUGAGCUUGAACAAUAACUGGAGAGGAUUUGACAUUAAAUGGGCCUCAACACACAAGGACUUCCCUCUGAAUACAGAAUACUAACUCAUCAGACAACAUGCUGCCUAACUAAUGUGCUUAUCAAGACUGAGCACAAGUGAUUAAUUGUACUUAAUAACCUUGUACUGGACCAUCUGUGAAUACAUUUUUCUAUUGAUGAAUUUAUCAAAGAAUGCACUGAAACCUCUAUUGACUAAAACUCUGUCUCCUGAUAUAUUUAUAAUCUGUCCUUACUUAUUCAUGUUUUUAAGAAGUCUGAAUUACCAUUCCAUAUGAAAUAAAUUAGAGAACUGAUAAUCUAA